AAUCAAGCCUAAUGGAUAGAUCUUCCCAUCUCUACCUUCUUAUUACAUCACUCUUACUUCUUCAAUGGCUGAUUGAUUAUAGCUCAGCCAAAUCAGAUAUCAAUACUGAUCGUUCUUCACUUCUUGCCUUCAAAUCUCAAAUAUCUUUUGAUCCCCAUAAUAUAUUAACCAAAAAUUGGAGCUCUGGAAGCAAUAUCUGUAGUUGGAUCGGAGUUACUUGUGAUUCUCGCUAUCACAGGGUGACUCAGUUGAAUAUAUCUUCCAUGGGCCUUGUCGGAACCAUCCCACCUGAAAUCGGAAAUCUUUUUUUUCUUGUUUCUUUAGAUUUGAGCGAGAACUCUUUUCGUGAUCCUAUUCCUUCAUCUAUUUUCAACAUGUCAAGUUUAGAAGUUUUGAAAUUGAGGAAUAAUAGUUUGUCUAGUAGCCUAUCAAUUGAUAUGUGCAAAGACAAUCUUCAUAGGCUCAAGAGACUUCAUAUUUCUUACAACAAGUUGUUUGGGGAAAUACCAUCGAGUUUGGAGCAGUGUUCACAACUUGAGUAUGUUUCUUUAACAAGCAACAAUUUUAGUGGACGCGUGCCAACACAAAUUGGGAACUUGACAUUGCUUCAAGAGUUAUAUUUGAGUUCCAACAAUUUAAUUGGUAAUAUUCCAAAAGAGAUCGCUACUCUUACUAAUUUAGGAAGUUUGGAUCUGAGCAUCAACAACUUUGUCGGACACGUGCCAAGAAAAAUUGCGAACUUGCCAAUGCUUCAAUCAUUGGACCUUAGGACCAACAAGUUGAGCGGUAAUAUUCCAAAAGAGAUUGGUCAUCUUACAAAGUUACAAGGAUUGGGCAUGGGUUUCAAUGAGUUUUCAGGCCCUAUACCUGUAACUAUUUAGAGCAUGACUUCGUUGGAGUAUUGUGACCUUGCAUCGAAUCAUUUGAGUGGAUCGUUAUCAAGAGAUACCGGAAACAUGACAUCCCUUCGUAGAAUAGGCCUUGAAGAAAAUAAUCUAAUUGGUGAAAUUCCAAAAGAGAUCGGUCUUCUUACUAAUUUCGAGCGAUUGAGCAUGUGUUGCAACAAAAUUAAUGGUUCAGUGCCAAGAGAACUUGGGAACUUGACAGCCAUGAUUGGUAUAUACCUUCACAAUAAUGCUUUAAGUGGUCCUAUACCAAAAGAGUUGGGUCGUCUUGUUAAUUUGUGGGAGCUCCAAUUGAAUUACAACUUUCUGGUCAAUGGAUCAAUACCAAAGGAAAUGGGGAACAUGACAUCCCUGUCUUAUUUAUUGCUUUCUAGUAAUGAAUUAAGCGGUGAAAUUCCAAAUGAAAUAUUUCUUCUCAAUAAUUUAUUGGAUUUGAACAUUGGAAGCAAUCGACUUAGUGGAUCACUGCCGAGAGAAAUUGGUAACACAACCAUUCAAAAUAUGUGGAUUUACGAAAAUAAUCUAAGCGGUCCAAUACCAUCCACCUCUGUUAAUGAAUCAAGGCUGAUUAAUUUCGCACUACAUUCCCACAACUUGAAUGGAAAGAUUCCAGCAUCCAUUUGCAACUUGAGAUCCCUCAAAAUCCUCUAUUUGUCAAACAAUAGUUUGGAAGGAGCAGUCCCAGAUUGUCUUGGAAACAUGAGCACAUCUCUGUUAAUCCUUUAUUUGAAUGCAAAUAAACUUAGUGGUCUCAUCCAAUCAACAUUUACAAAGGGUUGCAGUCUUCCAAUUAAUCUGAAUGGAAACAGAUUGAAUGGAACACUGCCCCAAACCUUAGUUAAUUGCCAUCGUCUGUGGGACCUCGACAUUGGUGAUAAUGAAAUACGAGGUAAGUUUCCUGAUACGAGGGGACUCGUAUCGAGGGAUAACUGCGAGAGAUCGCAGAGAAGAUAUUGGUUCGUUCGCGGGAAGAUUCCCGUCGAGCAGCCAACUAUCGUUCAACUAAGGAUUUUGAUAAUGUAAAUUGCAGAGAAAAGUAAAAGACGAUAAAAGAUAAAUUAUAUUUCUUCAAUGAAUAAUUCAAAAGAUAACAGAGCUCCUAUUUAUACUAGGAAUAACCUAAACUUAAUGAUCAAGAAAUAGAUAUUCUAAUUAUAUAAGAAAGAUAUGGAAAAUCACUAUACUAAUUAAUAAAGAUAUGGGGAUAUU
Messenger RNA from Salvia hispanica, 2114 nucleotides. The record is from RefSeq and is a predicted model, not a curated record. Lineage: Eukaryota; Viridiplantae; Streptophyta; Magnoliopsida; Lamiales; Lamiaceae.